AAAAAAUGUUAAGAACACUAGUUGACUUCUCGUGCCUCACGUUGACCUGUUAUUACACUCUUCAGAUUAAUUAUGCUUCCAAAUAUUCUUUAUCUGAUAUAUAAAUUUGGCUCUGUUGAAACUAGGAACUAAGGCAACAUGUUCUUUCAGCAGGUUUAAGUGAGUUCAAUAUUUUAAAAAAGUUUCAUAAAUCAUUUAGAAUAACUGCCAGCAGGGGGCAACAGCUGAACCCAGUCAGGGCUAUGAGGCAACAAAGCAAUGGGAAAAUAAACAGAAACCCUCAUGGUCAUGAAGGGUACAUCAAAUAACCACAACAAGAUACUUGCAUAUUAAGAAGGUGGUUGCGUACCUACAUAUUUUUCUGUUUUUCAGAUCACCUUCUCAACUUCAAAGGAAACAUCAGGUCAUAAAGUUAUAUCAUCUGAUGGUCACAGUUCUAGCUGCAUUUGUAUCAUGUGUCAAUUACAUUGUGCAACAGUUUAAGAAUAGCUUCUCACUUAUGUUUAUGACACUGUGUGUUGAUCAGAUAUUAAUGCUCAGAACAGUAUGUCAUAGCACAGUUAAGCAACCACUGGUCAUAACUGCUUAGUAGAUGUGUGAAUAAACAUUAACAAAAAAUGUGCAACAGUCAAGAACUGCAGCAUUUAUUCAAGAUUACAUUUUUUUGCAAUCUGACUGUACUUCCAGGCACUUAAUGUACUGAGUGUAUUCAUGACCAUCAUACAGCUCACACUAAUUAGAAUAUUGCAUAAUAUAUAUUUUUUCCAUCAAUGUGUUAAAAGAAUACAUUUCCAAACGUAUAAAUUAAUCUGAAUAUUUUUAAUAAAUCUAUUUAAAUCAAAGCCACAAAACGAAGACAUUAAAUAUAUUGAGAACCUAAAAAGUAAUAAAAUAUAUUAUCAUCUUACCUUAAAUUUAAUUUAACAGUCUCACCAAAUUGUGGAUUUUAUUAUUAAGCUCAUCAGGUUCCAGUGCUGAAGAAUAAGCAAUGCAAAAGAAAGAGACUAGCAGGUAAAUUAUCAUUUAGAAAAAAGAGGCUUAAAUGUUGUGUCCGUGGUAGUUUAAUAAACAUAAUUGAUCCUCAGCCAUUUGCUUUUACCGGUUAGUUUAAUUUAAAACGUAUGAAAAUUGCUUUUCUGUAAAGUCACUCCAUUUACUAAACAGAACCGGUUACAUAAAUUGGCACAUUGAGCAGAUAAAUGAAAAGAAAUCAAAUGGAAAAACAGCCAAGUCACAGGAUCUUGACAAAGACUUGUUUACCAAUAAUACUGAGCCCUCUUUCUCAGGUCGAGCUCCUCUGAGCCGGUCACAUGGACCCUGUUUGUCUGUACUCAGUUGGCCACUUGGGUCACUGUUAGAGGGGACUCUGCGCCCACUGGGGCAUGUGACACAUGCUGCAAUGGGUAGGAGGGGGAGUUUCGGUGAAAAGAUCCUAGGCUAGCAAGCGGGUAGGAAUGCCUGGUGGAAAGGAUCGGGUGUCACCAGCUGUGAGUGUGCAGUAUAAAGGACAGAGCUGCUAGCUCUCAACCAGAAUAGAUAUCAGCCUUUCAAGUACGGCACACCAACAGGAGAAGUUCUUAGACGCUGUACUCUCUUUUAGCGACUCAGCUUUUAGCUUUCUCCUUGUGAGAACAUAAGACUUCCUAGUCUAGGUGUACGCAUAAAACUUACGAAAUGGACAUCCAGAGGACAGGAUCUGUGGUUCGGCCCCCCAGCCCCAUGGAUAGCCUUGAGAAGCAGCUGAGCUGCCCCAUCUGCCUGGACAUGUUCACGAAGCCUGUGGUCAUCCUGCCUUGCCAGCACAACCUGUGCCGUAGCUGUGCCAGUGACCUCUAUGACUCGCGCAACCCGUACCGCUUUUCUGGUGGCGUCUUUCGCUGCCCUACCUGCCGGUUUGAGGUUGUGCUCGACCGCCAUGGUGUGCACGGGCUUCAGCGAAACCUGUUAGUGGAAAAUAUCAUUGACAUCUACAAGCAGCAGCAAGAACUAAGUGGCAGUGGAAAGACAGAAACCAACCUGAAGCCUAAAGAGUCCAAAGAGCCAAAGUGCCAGGAACAUGAGGAUGAGAAAAUCAACAUCUACUGUGUGACCUGCCAAACACCCACCUGCUCCAUGUGCAAAGUGUUUGGCCAGCAUAAGGACUGUGAGGUGGCCCCUCUAACAACUGUUUAUGAGACCCAGAAGGGUGAACUGAGUAAUGCUAUCGAUACGCUGGUGACCAGCAAUGGUCGCCUGCAGUCUCUGCUUAAUCAGAUGGAAGACGCCUGCCGUGCUGUACAGGAAAACGCUCAGCGUGCCAAGCAGGGCCUCGCUGAGCGGUUUGAUCUGCUAUAUGCUAUCCUAGAAGAGCGUAAGGGCAUUUUACUUGAGCAGAUUGGGAAAGAGCAAGAUGAAAAGGUGGCAGCUCUGCGGGCACUGGCUCAGCGUUACGGUGAGCGACUGCAGGCCAGCUCAGAGCUGACUGAUUCGGCUGUGAGGGCAUUGGAGCAGAGCGGAGCUGCUGAGUUCCUGUUGGCUUCGAAGGGCCUUAUCACACAGACCAAAGAUGCAGCCAAAGCCUCACUGGGGGAAGAGAGGCCCGAGCCAGGCUUCGAGAAGAUGGACCACUUCACUAUAUCAACGGAGCAUGUUGAAAGAGUCCUUGGAAAAAUGGACUUUGGAGUGGUUGGAGAUGAUGAUGAAUUUGAGGAUGCAGAGGAGGAGGAGGAAGAGGAGGAAGAAGAGGAGGAAUGAUGAGAAUUGGAAGUUGUUUUGAACUUAAGUACUCUUGAAGGUGUUUUGAAAUAGGGCAGUGUUUGUCUUGAGGACUGAAAUAUUAAGGAGGUGAAAGAGGAUGUGGGCUGAAACUGUUUGCCCUGUCAGUGCAAUAUCUAAUUUCAGUGUCAUAUUCAUUCUUUUUUUCUUAAGUUCUUUUUAUACUUUUGUACCUCUAAGUCUGUUAAAUGUAGAAACAGGUAGUAUUUAGGAAUAGUUGUUAUUUUAGAUUUCCUUUCUCACUUUUUUUGUGGAAUUGGUGAUCAACUGACCUCGAUGUAAUCACCAAGUCUGUUGUUACUGGUAAUAAACCUGCAUGAAUUGAAGCAGCAAUGUUCUUUAUUUUUAGCUCAAUGUAAGCCCAACUUAAAAUAUUGAUUUAUUUAUAUUAAAUAAAUGGGGCUUAAAAGGAAAAAAAAAACCCUACAUGACUUAGGAUUAUUUUGGUGCUACAGACUUUUGGAGUGCUUCCAUCCAAAUGGUUCCCAGUCUGUUGCUGCUCUUACUUGGCAGUGGACUGUAUUUAAAAAUAAAGCCCCUUGCCAUGUCC
Molecule: messenger RNA, 3304 nt
Organism: Haplochromis burtoni (Burton's mouthbrooder)
Lineage: Eukaryota; Metazoa; Chordata; Actinopteri; Cichliformes; Cichlidae
Gene: trim63b
Product: tripartite motif containing 63b
Exons: 1
Coding region: 1675-2733 (352 amino acids)
Molecular function (GO): zinc ion binding
Source: RefSeq, a predicted model, not a curated record